This is a messenger RNA of Mugil cephalus (flathead mullet), 5285 nucleotides long. RefSeq names its product TAF2 RNA polymerase II, TATA box binding protein (TBP)-associated factor (gene taf2). Gene Ontology annotation, molecular function: RNA polymerase II general transcription initiation factor activity; transcription cis-regulatory region binding; chromatin binding. Gene Ontology annotation, biological process: transcription initiation at RNA polymerase II promoter. The record is from RefSeq and is a predicted model, not a curated record. The transcript has 27 exons. Gene Ontology annotation, cellular component: transcription factor TFIID complex. The coding region runs from base 478 to 4119 and encodes 1213 amino acids. Lineage: Eukaryota; Metazoa; Chordata; Actinopteri; Mugiliformes; Mugilidae.
CAUAGGCGGAAGGUCAAAGGUUACAAACAAAAUGGCGGAACACAGUGUUGCCGCGGUUAUAAUGCUUUGAACCUCCGGACAGUGAAGAUAUAUCUGGAUGUUUUGGUGCACGACGAGUGGAGGAGUUAUUCGGUGGACCUGUUAUAGUCUUCUACCACUCAUGGCCGACUUAUAUUUAGGAAUACAUCCGCUGGGUUUGCAACGAACACACUCGUACUAGCGGGGAUACCGCAGACAGAGCUAUCAGUUAAACGGCGGGCACUGUGCUGAUUUCUCUGUUCGACUCCAGUCCUAUUUAAACUUUUGGAUACAAAGCUUUCGUGUCGGUGUGAAUUAGAAGGAUCCUUUAUGACAUUCGUAUGAAGUGGUUGACGCUUACGCUAACAAAGCAUCCCAGCACUGUGGUGGAAGAGGAAGCAUAGGAAGCAAGUCAUGGCAUUUUGAAACUUCAGCCCGGACCCAACACAAGCAUCCAGCAUGAACAGGAAGAAGGAUAAAGGAUUUGAGAGCCCGCGUCCAUUUAAAUUGACCCACCAGGUGGUGUGCAUCAACAACAUCAACUUCCAGAGGAAAUCUGUCAUUGGCUUCGUCGAGCUCACCAUUUUUCCCACAGUGGUCAACCUGAACAGGAUCAAGCUCAACAGUAAACAGUGCCGCAUCUACAGGGUCCGAGUUAAUGAACUUGAAGCCCCGUUCAUUUACAAUGAUCCCACUCUGGAGGUGUGCCACCAUGAGUCCAAGCAGAGGAACCUCAACUAUUUCUCAAGUGCCUACACAGCAGCCGUGAGCGCUGUGGACCCCGACGCAGGACAUGGGGAGCUGGUCAUCAAAGUUCCCUCUGAACUCUGGAAACAAGGAGAUGAUUUGAAGGUGCUCAAGGUGUACAUAGAGUUUUCUCUGGACCAGCCUAAAGGGGGCCUCCACUUUGUUGUUCCCGAUGUGGAAGGCAGCAUGGCGGAGAGAGGAGCCCACGUCUUCUCCUUUGGAUACCAGAACUCCACAAGGUUCUGGUUCCCCUGUGUGGACUCCUACUCAGAGCUGUGCACGUGGAAGCUGGAGUUCACCGUGGAUGCGUCCAUGGUGGCGGUGUCCUGUGGGGAUCUGGUGGAAACCAUCUACACCCACGACAUGAGGAAGAAGACGUUCCACUACAUCCUACCCAUCCCCACCGCGGCCCCCAACAUCUCCCUGGCCGUGGGGCCCUUUGAAAUCCUCGUCGACCCCUACAUGCAUGAGGUGACUCACUUCUGCCUGCCCCAGCUGCUCCCUCUGCUCAAACACUCCAUGUCCUACCUGCAUGAGAUUUUUGAGUUCUACGAGGAGAUCCUGACCUGCCGAUAUCCCUACGCCUGUUUCAAGACCGUCUUUGUGGAUGAGGCCUACGUUCAAGUGUCCUCCUACGCAUCUAUGAGCAUCUUCAGCACCAACCUGCUGCACAGCGCCAUGAUCAUAGACCAGACUCCACACACUCGCCGCUGCCUGGCUCAGGCCUUGGCUCAGCAGUUCUUUGGCUGUUUCAUCUCCAGGAUGUCAUGGGCUGAUGAGUGGGUGUUGAAGGGAAUCUCGGGCUACAUCUACGGCCUCUAUCUGAAGAAGACCUUCGGGGUCAACGAGUACCGGCACUGGAUCAAGGAGGAGCUGGACAAGAUUGUGGAGUACGAACUGAAAAUGGGAGGAGUUCUGUUGCAUCCCACCUUCAGCGGAGGCAAAGAGAAGGACAAUCCCACUCCCCACCUGCACUUCUCCAUCAAACACCCCCACACUCUGUCCUGGGAGUACUACAAGAUGUUCCAGUGUAAGGCCCACCUGGUGAUGAGGCUCAUCGAGAACAGGAUCAGCAUGGAGUUCAUGUUGCAGGUGUUCAACAAACUCCUGAGCUUGGCCAGUACAGCAUCCUCUCAGAAGUACCAGAGUCACAUGUGGAGCCAGAUGCUUUUGUCCACUCACGCCUUCCUCAAAUCCAUCUCCAACGUCUCCGGCAAGGACAUAGGUCCACUCAUCAAACAAUGGGUAGACCAGAGCAGUGUGGUGAAAUUCUUUGGCAGCUUCGCCUUCAACAGGAAGAGAAACGUGUUGGAGCUGGAGAUCCGUCAGGAUUACAUGUCAUCCGGGACUCAGAAAUACGUGGGUCCCAUCAAGGUGACGGUACAAGAGCUGGACGGGUCCUUCAACCACACGCUGCAGAUAGAGGAGAACAGCCUCAAACAUGACAUCCCCUGCCACUCAAAGAGCAGACGAAACAAGAAAAAGAAGAUUCCUCUGAUGAAUGGAGAGGAAGUCGACAUGGAUUUAUCAGCGAUGGAUGCUGACUCUCCGCUCCUCUGGAUUCGAAUCGACCCAGACAUGUCCAUUCUGAGGAAGGUGGAGUUUGAGCAGGCUGACUUCAUGUGGCAGUAUCAGCUGCGUUAUGAGAGGGAUGUAGUUGCACAGGAGGAAGCUAUCUCUGCGCUGGAAAAAUUCCCAACUCCCGCCUCCAGACUGGCUCUCACUGACAUCCUGGAGCAGGAACAGUGUUUCUACAAAGUCCGCAUGCAGGCCUGCUUCUGCUUGUCUAAAAUAGCCAACGCCAUGGUGAGCACGUGGCAGGGUCCGCCGGCCAUGAAGUCCCUGUUCACCAGGAUGUUCUGCUGCAAGAGCUGCCCCAACAUCGUCAAGACCAACAACUUCAUCAACUUCCAGAGCUACUUCCUGCAGAAGACGAUGCCGGUUGCCAUGGCGUUACUCAGAGAUGUGCAGAACCUCUGUCCCAAAGAUGUCCUCAACUUUAUCCUGGACCUCAUCAAGUAUAACGACAACAGGAAAAAUAAAUUUUCAGAUAACUACUACCGAGCAGAACUGAUCGAAGCACUGACCAACUCGCUGACUCCAGCCAUCAGCAUCAACAACGAGGUCAGGACGGUGGACAAUUUAAACUCUGACGUCCGUCUCAUCUUGGAGGAGAUCACGCGAUUCCUCAACAUGGAGAAACUACUACCGAGCUUCAGAAACACCAUCACCGUCAGCUGCCUGAGAGCGAUUCGUCAGCUUCAGAAGAACGGUCAUAUUCCCAGUGACCCGUUGCUCUUUAAGUCUUAUGCCGAGUACGGACACUUCGUGGAUGUUCGCGUCGCUGCGCUGGAGGCUCUGGUGGACUACACUAGAGUCGAAAGGAGUUCAGCCGAGCUGCAGUGGCUCCUCAACAUGGUCCAGAAUGAGCCAGCUCAUUAUGUCAGACACAAGAUCCUGAGUUUACUCUGUAAGAAUCCACCGUUCACUAAGACGACAGACUCGGCUCUGUGUAACGAAGCCCUGGUUGACCAGCUCUGGAAGCUUAUGAACUCAGGUACCUCCCAUGACUGGCGUCUGCGCUGCGACGCUGUGAACCUCUACUACACGCUGUUCGGUCUGACUCGGCCGUCGUGCCUCCCGCUGCCGGAGCUGGGUCUGGUGCUCAACCUGAAGGAGAAGAAGGCCGUCCUCAACCCCACGAUCAAGCCCGACCUGGCUGCAGGCGCCAUCAUGGACACUCCCGCCAGUAUAGGCAUCCAUGGUGUGGGCAUGAGCUACACAGUUGUGGAUGAAGAGCCAGAUCCUAUUUCGCUGGGGGUUUGUGGGGUUGGCCAGCCCCCUCAGGGCCUGAAGAGAAAGGCUGAGACCCCCCUGGGGUCUCCUCCAGAACCAGGACAGGUGCUGCAGCAACCGGAUGACGAUGGAAGAGCAAGCCGCUUCAAAAUCAGGUUCAACACGAUGGAAGAGGAAGAUAUUGAUAUGGAGACUGUCCAUGACAGUCAGGCCUUCAUUCACCAACAUCUGAAUCUGUUAGAAAGACCUUCCACACCAGGUAAAGAACCUCCGUCAGUCGAACAGUCCCUGCUCUCCAUGCCCGCCACGCCCGUGCCGUCCUUCGUCAAGGAGACCACCUCCUCGUCCUCUAAGCACGGGGCCGACCACGGCCACCACCACCACCACCACCACCACGAGCACAAGAAGAAGAAGAAGAAGCACAAGCACAAACACAAGCACAAGCACAAACACGAGAGCAAGGACAAGGACAAGGACAGAGACAGGGACAACUCGCACGCCUACAGCAACAGCCCGGCCAGCGGCAGGUCCCUGCGCUCGCCCUCCCUGUCCGAUUAAACAUGUGAACGGAGGUUUGGUUUCCACCUCCAUUCGUUUCCAUGGUUAGUUGAGCUAAAUAUUCAUUACUUGUUAGUAUUAUCAGAGUGGUUUGGACUAAAUCUUCAACAGAAACGUACGUUGACUUGAAUGGGUUGAACUGAGGCUGCAGUGUCAGUAAGGUAAACCCUCCAGAGACUUCCUUGUGUCCCGACAACACACACACACACACACACACACAACCAGCCUGCAGACGUUUGUGGACUCUCGCCACCUCUCCCAAAUCGUGUGAGGCAUGCAACCACAUGCACUUCUCUCCGCAAACAGUGAAAUGCAGCCGUAGCCAACCUCAUACACUUUUCCCCCUGUGCGGAGCCACCGCUCUGGUGUGCCUCAUCCCCACAGCUCAAUCCCAACAUUCAGAGAGCGGCUUCUCGGGGGGGAACGUGAUGGAUCGCGCCGUGGAUUCUGGUGUGGACCGAGCCCUCGCUUUCUUUCACAUCCUGCAAAUGACAUUUCCAUGUUUGCCCGCAGAUUAAAAUUAAACCCAUGGAAUUUCACUGUACUGUACAAUUGAAACGUAAGUAGUACUAGUGUGCUUUUUGUUCUUUUCUUUUUUUAUAAACCUUUGCUUCCCAAAUGUCAUCGUUGAUUAAAGAUGCUUUUGUAUCCGCAAAUGUUUUAACUAGAUUCAAUCCAGCUCCACAAUGGCCUUUGUGGCUGGAUUUUCUCUGGCACUGUUUCUUGUGUUUGAUGAGGUGGUUUUAAGCAACGAAGAGAACGGGAGGAAUUCAUUAUUCACCAUUCACAUCAAAUCAAAACCAUCAGAGGGUCAGAAACGGUUUUCUCAUGUGUGAUCGACCUUCUGAUUUCAUCUAUUAUCUCCUGAACAGAAACCAUCAAGUCUAGAGGUUACUGACAUUGGUUAAACAGUUUUUUUACUUUUAUUCUGGGAUACAGUUGUCUUCAUGUUGGGAGUUCCUGCUAAUUGAGUGUUACAAUUUGUCGGGAAUGCUAUAUAUAUGAAAUAUUUUCUACAUUUUUGUUGAUUUUUGUUUAACAGUUGUUGAAUCCAUUUGUGUUUUUUUAAAUAAAUACUAGCAUUUUCUAUAAUACAGAUGUAAAAUCUACUUUUCUACCAUCUUUUAAUUAAAAUGGAAGACUAUUUUGAGUCCCUGCGUUUCCAA